Molecule: messenger RNA, 2517 nt
Organism: Babesia sp. Xinjiang
Lineage: Eukaryota; Apicomplexa; Aconoidasida; Piroplasmida; Babesiidae
Product: tRNA wybutosine-synthesizing protein 2/3/4
Exons: 3
Coding region: 1-2517 (838 amino acids)
Molecular function (GO): protein binding
Source: RefSeq, a predicted model, not a curated record
AUGGAUGGCGCUAUACGUUCACGUUUUGGUCACUCAGUUGACGCCUUUCUUGCCGUUACAAACCAACAUGGCAGACUCGCUCAUGUACCAAGCGACACGGAACAAAGCGUAGAAAAAAAGCUGAAUCAAGCAUUUAAAAAUGCCGAAGAAAACGAUGUGCUUCUUUACCAAAAUAAAAUGGCACUCAAAGAAAGAGUUGCCAUAAUGCUAGGUCCAGUGCCAAAAAACGUAGAUAAGGAUGCCUUCUAUGAACGAGUCAUUAAUGCUGAGGAAUCCAGGCAGGUAAUACAUGGCAAGUGGAAAAUGUGUGAGAGUGAUAAGUUCUGGGACACCAUAAGUAGAGAAGAGGAAAUAGAUGCUCACUUUGAUGGCAUGAACCCAGCAACGCUCGAUGAUUAUGUCACAGGAAGAUGCAAUAUACAACCAGAGUUUAAAACGAAAUAUAUCAAGGGGCUAUUACCUAACGUUCCAGGAAAACAGACACUUUGGUACGAAGCUGCAGCACACAGCGCGGACAUCAGCGGCAUAACACACAAGAAAUCAAUCAUGCUUAUCAUGUUUGGUGGAGCUAUACCCUCGGAUAAACAGCUACGAGGAUGUGAUGGGAAACUAUCCCUCACAAAUAUCAUAGACUCCGUCCAUGACCUAAUGGUGACGGAUGAAGUUUUCACCGUAAAAACCGAUGACACUUCAAAACAAUGGGUACAUGUGGAAACCAAGAGUACACCUAGUCCUAGGGCAUUCCACGCUGCAACGGUCAUAUAUACCAAUCUUGCAACGCCAUUAUUAUGUGUCACAGGAGGAUUUGGAGGAAAACGUCUGGCAUUGGACAUGACGUUACACAUUCUUCCACUUCAAAGCAAUGCUAAUCAAAUGACAUGGACGUCACUCAAGACAGACGGUAAAAUGCCGAAACCGAGAUACGGACAUACUAUGGGUCAGGUGGGAGAGUACCUUACAAUAUUCGGUGGCACAAACGGAACCGAAAUAUUCAACGAUCUAUGGGUAUUUAAUUUGAACCGUAGCGAAGUGAACGUAAAUAGCGAACGAUCUUACAACGUCUGGAAGCGCGUGGAAGUUGGUGGCCUUGUACCACCACCGCGCUGUUUUCACGCUGCGGUGAAAAUUGGUAUCGAGGCUGAUAAUCCGAUCGUUGUAUAUGGAGGCGUUACAAUAGACGAUAGCUCGAGGGCUUAUGCUAUCAGACCUGAUAAAUCAGGAGAACUGAGAUGGAGCAUGCUGCCAAUUACAGUCAACGGACCUGCUGAAAGGAGGGCGUUCCACUCCAUGAUCUAUUACAACGGACAAAUAAUAAUUGCUGGAGGUGAAGAUUUUACAUCUGCUAUACCCACUGUUCACCAGUGUCUUAUCUAUAGCAUUGGCACCAGGGACUUUCAAUAUACGGAGGAGACGUUGCCACUGUCAGGGCACCGGAGCGUUGUAAUUAAAGGAAUCGUCUCACACUACGGUGGACUCCGAAGUGUUGCAUCGAGAGUAUUCCUAGAACCAAUAUCUGGACAGAGGGAUACCGUAGACACUUUGGAUAUACAAAAAUUCGCAGAAAGACAAUAUAUGGAAGAGAUACUUAAGGAAAUUGGACUUGAGGUGGCGAGUGGUCGGCCUGCUAACCAAAAUGAGCCAUGUGCAGACGCUGUCUGCGCAUUGAAGCCACAUGCUGUCAAUACAGAUACAGCGCGCGAUCCACUACGCGUGGGCGCUGCCCUGUUUAAAGGAAACUUACAGACCGAGCUUGCAGGAGAAAAUAAGAGGAGGCCGCAAGAAAUAUUGCAACAAGAGAACAACAAGCCAAUGCAUAAAAAUAAACUCAAAAGAUGGAUGGCGGAGUUCUAUAAGCAGGUACAUCCUGACGUAACACGACAUCUUAAAGAAGGGCUCUGUCAGCAAAACUCGAAUUCUGUCGCACAACUCAACUCUUAUCUCGACCAGUUGUACAAUCCAAGGGAGGCCAUCAACAAGGCCGAUAAAACUCUCGUAUUUCACAAAGUAGAUGGUACAUCUAUCUCUCUAAAACUAAGACCCCUAGGAAGUCACACGGAUGUCAAGAGUGUCGUGUAUGAUAUUAUCAACCAGGUGCGUCACCAAGAACACACUCAGGAUCUGCUAAGUGAUGUAGAUCAUGCACAGCCUGGCAAAGUGUCGUGGAGAGGAAUUCAAAAUGACAGCAAAAAGGAUUUAACACAUUUGUUUUACAAACAAGCCUUAGAUGCUGUCAUAGGCAGACAGAAUGAGAGCAGCGAUCCCGGGGAGCUCGCGAAAUGUGCCAAGUUAUACGAUCUUGGAGUAGACCCAAGGUUAAUAUUCUUUGACAAAAUGCUCACAGGAAAGCAAAGGGAAGAUUGUAUCAACACCUUACAAGCUGUUGCAAAGAAGAUCAAUCUACCUCAAACCUUAAUCAUCUUCACAGACCGGCGUAACGGUGAACCCAACGGGAAAGCGCUCAGAAUACCUACAGAUGUAAAUGUAACGGACAUGAUAAGAAUAAUUAUGCGAUAUUAA